Limulus polyphemus (Atlantic horseshoe crab) is the source of this 1394-nucleotide messenger RNA. RefSeq names its product sodium/potassium-transporting ATPase subunit alpha-like. NCBI's taxonomy places the organism in Eukaryota, Metazoa, Arthropoda, Merostomata, Xiphosura, Limulidae. The transcript is spliced from 9 exons. Gene Ontology annotation, biological process: sodium ion export across plasma membrane; intracellular sodium ion homeostasis; proton transmembrane transport. Gene Ontology annotation, molecular function: ATP hydrolysis activity; ATP binding; P-type sodium:potassium-exchanging transporter activity. The annotation marks the transcript as partial. The record is from RefSeq and is a predicted model, not a curated record. Gene Ontology annotation, cellular component: membrane.
GAUUUUGUGACCUCAAGCUACCAGCUAACAAGUACCCUCCAGGUUAUCCAUUUGACGCAGAUGAAGAAAACUUUCCCUUGAAUGGUCUUCGUUUCCUCGGACUUAUUUCCAUGAUUGACCCUCCACGUGCUGCUGUUCCUGAUGCCGUGGCCAAGUGUCGUAGUGCUGGCAUUAAGGUCAUCAUGGUCACUGGAGACCACCCCAUUACAGCUAAAGCUAUUGCGAAGGCUGUUGGUAUCAUAUCAGAAGGCAAUGAAACUGUAGACGACAUCGCUGCACGUUUAAACAUACCAAUCGAAGAAGUAAACCCCAGAGAUGCCAAAGCUGCUGUUGUCCAUGGAUCAGAACUGAGAGACAUACACGACGAACAGUUGGACGACAUCUUAAAACACCACACAGAAAUUGUGUUCGCUCGUACAUCUCCCCAACAAAAAUUAAUCAUAGUAGAAGGGUGUCAACGCCUUGGUGCUAUCGUAGCUGUGACAGGAGACGGUGUAAAUGACUCACCUGCCUUGAAGAAAGCAGACAUUGGGGUUGCCAUGGGGAUUGCCGGAAGUGAUGUCAGCAAACAAGCAGCAGAUAUGAUACUAUUGGAUGACAAUUUUGCUUCUAUUGUUACAGGAAUUGAAGAAGGUUUGUGUUUUCAACACGCGGAAUGUUCCGGCGAUGCGUCUGAGUCAGCCAUUUUGAAAUGCAUGGAGCUGGCUACCGGUAAUGUUCAACAGUACAGAGCUCGUCACCCAAAAGUCUGUGAAAUCCCCUUUAAUUCCACUAACAAGUAUCACGUAACUAUAAACGAACUGGAAGAACCCUCUGACUGUAAUUACAUCCUCUGUAUGAAGGGUGCUCCCGAAAGAAUUCUUGGCCGUUGUUCCACUAUCUAUAUCAAUGGAAAAGAGAAGAAUUUGGAUGAAGAAAUGAAAGAAGCUUUCAAUAACGCGUACUUGGAGUUAGGAGGCUUAGGAGAACGUGUAAUCGAUGGGUCCUUGUGGUUGAUGAGUAAAACUUACCUUAUGAGGUUAUUUCAGCCUCAACAACGUAAGCAUAACAAUCAGUUAAACAGUAAGCAGCUAACGAAACACAGGCUAAUCUCCAUGGCUUAUGGACAGAUUGGAAUGAUCCAAGCAGCAGCUGGCUUCUUUGUAUACUUCGUUAUUAUGGCUGAGAACGGCUUCUGGCCAUCAAAAUUGAUUGGAAUUCGUAAGAGGUGGGACUCAAAGGCUGUAAAUGAUCUGGCUGAUUCGUACAAUCAAGAAUGGACUUACCACGACCGGAAGAUUCUGGAAUACACGUGCCACACGGCCUUCUUUGCUUCCAUCGUUAUCGUCCAGUGGGCCGACCUCAUCGUCUGUAAAACAAGACGGAACUCUAUCCUUCACCAAGGAAUGAAGUAA